Pyrgilauda ruficollis (rufous-necked snowfinch) is the source of this 1086-nucleotide messenger RNA. It is a transcript of the gene TERF1, whose product is annotated as telomeric repeat binding factor 1. The record is from RefSeq and is a predicted model, not a curated record. NCBI's taxonomy places the organism in Eukaryota, Metazoa, Chordata, Aves, Passeriformes, Passeridae. Gene Ontology annotation, biological process: telomere maintenance. Bases 1 to 1086 code for a protein of 361 amino acids. Gene Ontology annotation, molecular function: protein homodimerization activity; telomeric repeat DNA binding. The transcript is spliced from 10 exons. Gene Ontology annotation, cellular component: nucleus; chromosome, telomeric region.
AUGGCGGCGGUGGGCCAGGACGCGCCGGACGGCGGCAGCAGCUCCGCCAGUUCGGCCCCGCCGGAGGCCCUGGAGGCCGUGGCCGCGGAAUGGAUGCUGGAAUUCGCCUGCUCCUGCCUGUGCCGGCACUUCGCAGAGCAGAGCGGGGCGGAGUUCUGGCGGUGGAGGGACGUUGCGCAGGCUCUUAUUAGUGGCCUCUCCCAAAUACCUCCACAUCAGAAAAAAACGGUAUAUCUCUGCCAGCUUUUGAUAAGAAUUGCACAAGGAAAAAGCCUUGGAUUACAGCUUGAAAAUGAUCAAAGAAUUUCACCUUUGGAAUCUGCUCUGUCUUUCUGGACUUUACUUGAAAGGGAAGAAAUUAAACUGGAAAAACUUCAUGAACAAAUUCGUCGCUUGAUUCAAAUUCAGAUUGUAGCAGUCUAUAUGGAAAACAGAUAUUUCAAGGAAGCUGCUGAAGUUCUUGAAAGGCUGUUCACAGACUCUGAAUCAGAUAAGCCUUUAAGGGUGAAGCUGACAACCAUAAUUAAAACAAAGGAUCCAUAUGUUCCUCUUCUCCAAAGCUUCAGUUACAGUCUUUUGAUAAGUAAAAUCAAGUCCUACAUUGAACUUUUCAUGAAAGAAAAUGAAACUAACUUCUUAGUACAGGAAGCCACAAAACAUGUGGCAUCCAAAGGGUUGGGAGCAACAGCGUUGCAAAACAGACCUGUGGAAGUCAUUGAAAAUGGCAAAAGUGAUUUGGAGACAAAACAAAGAUUGGUGAAAGAGAAACAGUGUAUCACAAGUUUGUCAUCUGGAGACAUAAAAAAACUCAUAGCAAGGAAACGUUCAGGACAGAAGCUCAAAGACAGCAGAGUUCUUCAGAGUCUUAACGACAUGCAAAAUGUGGAAAACAAUGGAGUUUCUUUUGCAUGUAGCCGAAAAAGACAGAAAUGGACUGAAAAAGAAGACUUGGAGCUGAAAUCGGGAGUGAAGGCGUUUGGAGUGGGUAACUGGGCUAAAAUUUUAGUCCAUGGUAACUUCAACAACCGAACAAGUGUCAUGUUGAAAGACCGGUGGAGAACAUUGAGCAAGAUCAAACAAAGCUGA